GUUCGGCUUAAAGAUCUAUGCCGCUCCCAGCGCUUUGUUUUGUUACUUGUUUUCACAUUUCAGUCGUAAUAGAUUAUUGAACAGCUGAAAUAAUUUUAUUUACUUGGUUAUAAGCCUAUUCUUAUGAACUAUACCUUAUUUUCAUAAUUUUUUUAACUCAAUUCAUUCACAAGUUAUAGAAGUGAUCUUUAUAAAGUGUCUGUGUGUAUAAUUCUAUACUCUAAAAACUAAAAUCAGCAAUCGGCUUACAUCAAAGAAAUGGAUGUUUUAAUAUCUCUGUUUUACGUACUGUUCGCUUUAUGCAUAGUUUUCCCUCCCACGGAGUUCGUAUCCGCUGGAUUCACAAUACCGCAGCUGUUUGAAAGCUUUCUUGGUUCAGAAGAUAAUAACUUUAUUAAAUAUCACAUGAGGAGAACAUCAAUAACACUUUUAAUACACUCCUUUUUGCCCUUGGGAUAUGUUGUCACAUUGUGGUGUUGUGGUGAACGGGGUGAAUGGAUGCCUUGCCUUUUUUUUGCAUCUUGUUCGAUUCCUUUUCUUGCCCUGUAUAAAUUAGCUUGUUGGUGGGAACAUAAUCAAAUAAAUCAUCCUGUGGUGAAAGCUCUUCUACCCUAUGCAGAAGUUGAAGGAGAUUGGAGAACAUUUGCUUCAAGCUUUAAUAUGGAAUUUAGAGGCUCUAACAAUGUGUUUAUACCUUUGAAUAAUGUAAGCACAGUGAAAAUAACAACACGCUGGAUCAUUAAAGUAUCUCAAUAUAGUAUUAACCUGGUACAACAAGGGGACUGCACUUUAGUCGCUACAGGUACUGACACUCAUGACUUAGCCCCAACAGGUGAAAGUGAAAUGCAAUAUCUGAACAUAGAAGCCAUCCCAGAAAGGGAAAAUGUCAAACCUUUUUCAUUUCGUAUCUCAUCAAUAACUCUGCGGGAAUUACAGCCUAGACUAGAGCGGCCAGUUAGGGUACCAGAACACAUUUCGUUGAUUCCCCCAUUGAUUGAAAGAUUUAUUAGUGUAUUCAAGGAUCAUGUUAGACAGAACCCUGUGUAUUAUGUAGAUCAGGAGUUAGAACAAUGUAUAGGAUGUAUGAACAAUCAAGCUGAUAUUAAGAUCAAUAAAAGGUGUGUAUCUGAUUCUUUGAAUGGGACCAGAGCACCUUGCCAACAGUGUAAUUGUAGAGUCCUUUGGUGCGCGCCAUGCAUGGCUCGUUGGUGGGCAGCUCGAGCAGGCAGCCUAUCGCCCAAUGCCUGGCUGGCAGCACGCGGCUCGUGUCCGGUUUGCCGCGCUGUCUUUUGUAUGGUCGACGUAAGCCCCGCUGAAAAAAGACGUGUCUCUCAUUAGAGAGGAAAAACCACGGUGUAGCGCUAACUCACUAAUAUGCAAUGGUGCGUCAACCCAUUCUUCCAAAGUCAAUACAGCAAGACGUAAAUCUAAUUUCAAUCUAGUUUGAAAAGCCGUCAUUUAUGCUUCUCUGCCAUAUUUCUGAUGAUUUUCUUGAGAUUCCUAUUAGAAUAUGGGCCUAGCGCAUGGCAUGUCACUUGUACAACUAUCCUAGGUAAAUAGAGAAUUUCCUCGAAUUAUAAUUAAAUAAUUAUAUAAAGUGCUUAGAAUUUACUUUAUUAUUGUGUUCUGUUUAAUAUUGAGUUAGCGCAACAUGCGUCGAUGAGAGGCGAGCUUUGUUAUUUCAAAUUUUGCUGAGUGCCUAUCUGACUGAUGAGUCUAUUUAGCUUUCAAUGUCACGCUGUCAAAGCUGAAGUACAUUUGGUAUCAUAAAAGUAUUCUAUAAUGUCUAUGGACAUUAAUAAUGUAAUAAAUAAACUUUCUGUGCCGAAGAUUCAAUUAUUCAAGGAAUAUUAAAGGACUAUCUUAUGUUCAAGAAUCCUUAAAACGGACUUCACAACAUAAACGUUGGCCAACUCGUAUAAGUCAGUGACUUAUAGAUUUUUCAUAUUUUUUUUAUUUGGUAGAAUGUGUAUCUACAUGUAUUUUUAUAUUGGACUAGAGCCAUUAGAUGCGCAGCAUACGUUUAUGCGGUUUUAUUCUACUAUAAGUACGUGUUACGAAGUUACGUCUUGAUUACUGUUAUUACAUCAACUAGGUAUUCGAUUUAACGUAGCUCAUGCUACGUUAAAUCGAGUGCAGAUCUCAACUACCAUAAACAAUCGAGUUUAUGAUUUACAAGAUAUUUCCUAAUUAAAUAAGGUGUUCAAAUUUAUAUUUUCCUCUAUAUACAUUUUAUAUAUAAAAAAAGACUGCUAGUAUCUUAGUCAAGAAUACUUUACGCUAGGGUUGAACGCCAUUCGAUUUUUUCAAGAGUUGGUUACGUGACCAAUUCUGCUUCACUAUUGCCACUCUCAUUAUAUACUACAAAAGAGAGUCAUAUAUCUCAAAGUAUGUUUAGCUAAGGUAUCUGAUAAUACAUAUUUAAGUAGAUAGUUUACAAUUACUUUGCCACACCCAGCUGAAGGCGGAGGAUUGAUACUAUUUUUUUUCUUAGGAAUUAUAAUUUUAAAUUUCAUUUUUUAAGAUUUAUUUUUAAAAUUAUUAAAUGUUUAAAUGGUGUUAGACAAUUCAAUGUUUUAUCAUCACAUAAGUUUCAUUCUUGCCAUUUCGUGUUCACAAAGCCAUUAUUUCAUUUAAUUGUAAUAAACAAUCUCAGUUUUGCCAAAGACAGUUGUUGUAUUAAUUUUAUAAAUAAUGAACCAUUUUAAUGUAAUCCCAAUGAAUUGUCGCCACGUUUUGUUUUUAAGUUAGUUGUAUUUUUUAAAUUUUAAUAAAAACUCACAAAAAAAAUCUUAAUUAUAGUUUGAUGCUUUAAUGCGUUUUUAAAUAAUUGGUAUUUAGUUUUAAGGUUUUUUUACUUAAUCAUACAAAUUACAACUACUUAUGUCAUAAAAAUUAAUUUUUAUACCUUUUGUCUACAAAUUGUAUCUUAAUUCUUUAAUAAAUAUCUACAUUUAAUGGGUA
This is a messenger RNA of Pieris napi, 2964 nucleotides long. RefSeq names its product E3 ubiquitin-protein ligase TM129. The transcript has 5 exons. The coding region runs from base 259 to 1338 and encodes 359 amino acids. The record is from RefSeq and is a predicted model, not a curated record. Gene Ontology annotation, molecular function: ubiquitin protein ligase activity. Gene Ontology annotation, cellular component: membrane; endoplasmic reticulum. Gene Ontology annotation, biological process: protein ubiquitination. Lineage: Eukaryota; Metazoa; Arthropoda; Insecta; Lepidoptera; Pieridae.